Molecule: messenger RNA, 673 nt
Organism: Suillus subalutaceus
Lineage: Eukaryota; Fungi; Basidiomycota; Agaricomycetes; Boletales; Suillaceae
Product: thioesterase thiol ester dehydrase-isomerase
Exons: 9
Coding region: 88-585 (165 amino acids)
Molecular function (GO): fatty acyl-CoA hydrolase activity
Source: RefSeq, a predicted model, not a curated record
AAGAGCAUUAGAAUUAAACAACCUCCUUCUGCCUUUGGAAACUUUUAACUGCUUCCCGGACGGCAUAUCCCACUGGGAAGACACACAAUGUCUGCUUCCUUGAGAUUCACCCGAAGAGUAUGGAAAUCCUUCAUAGAUAACAAAGGGCAUGAUGCGCAGUGUUUUCCGAAUCUCGUUAUUCACCGCGCAGUCCCCGGAACAGUUGAUUUUUCACUGAAGAUAGAACAUUCUAACUUAAACAGAGUCGGGACCGUGCACGGCGGCCUGAUCCUGUCGCUGACUGAUACCCUUGGCUCGCUCGCUGUUGCAAGCAAAGGUCACUACAUGACCGGUGUUUCGACCGAUAUUGGUGCAUCCUUUAUACGACCUGCAGGCAGGCCAGGCGAUACCCUUCAUGCACGAGCCACACUUACUGCCAUGGGGAAAUCAUUGGCUUAUACUCGCGUCGACUUUACCAAUCCUGCAGGCGAUUUAGUGGCAUAUGGAUAUCACACGAAAUAUGUUGGGAAAUCGUCGUCUGACCCUAACAACGUGAAAUUUUCGGAAGAUGGCGAGCAAGUAAUAGAAGGGAACGACAUUGACUAAUACAGUUUCUAUUGUCACUUUGUGACCUACCAAAUGCGCGUCAAGUUUUGGAAACAACAUUCACUUUGCACAGAUGAUCUGUGACGUG